AUGACGCCACCUCCCGCGCCGGCUCCCCCUCGCGGCUGCCGCUUUCCAUUGGCCAUUUGGGGGACGGAGGCGGGCUUCGGCCAAUGGGCGGUGCCGCUCCCGAAGGCGGGACCGCGUUACCCGGGCGCGGCGCCUGCCGGAAGUCGGUGUCCGCGGCCACGCGCAGGUAGGCGAGCACGGCGAAGUCUCGAGGUCGCCGGGUGGUCGUUGCGCAGGGGCGCGGGCGCGUCUGGAGGGCCUGCCGGGGGGCGGCGGGAGGGACACACGGAGGGCGUCAGCGUCUUUCGCCUCCGGGCGGCCCUGCGGCACGCGUGGGCCGAGCCGCCGGCCGCCUCAGACUUUCUGUCACGGCGCUUCGCGUGGCUCCGGCCGCUCCAGUCCCCCGGGCGACGGCCACGGACGGGCCUGGUGCACUCGCGUGGAUCAGGGGAGGGAGGGGAGGCGUCAGAAGGCGGUGAUGGGCGCCGCCAGGGAGAAGCAUCCUGCGUUAGUCGUCGCCGUAGCGCCCGCCGAGGGGCACGCGUGCGGGGACCUGCCCGAGCGCCCGGCGGCGGCCGAGCUGUCAGCCUCCUGGUGCCGGCCCUGCGCGUUAGGACACUCACCCAGAGAAAGGACAUCCCCGGGUUGUUUCUUCGGUCACUCAGGAUGGCAAAACAGAAGAGGAGAGCCUCUGCAGUGCCGGAGCAAGGGAGGAGGAAAAAGCUGAGGAAGGCGGCGGCCGCAGAGGCAGUGGUGGCGCGUGAAGGCGCCCAGGGCUCCGAGCAGGCCCCCGAGGGAAGAGGUGUGUGCUCGGACCCGGAGCCGGCCCCGGAGGAGAAGAGGGUCCUGGAGCGGAAGCUGAAGAAGGAGCGGAGGAGGCAGGAGCGGAGGCGGCUGCGGGAGGCGGGCGCAGCCCCAGCCCAGCCCCCGAGGGCCCGGCCCACGGGCGCCCAGCUGGCCCUGGACUAUCUCCGCAGCUGGGCCCGCAAGCAGGAGGACUGGAGGUUCCAGAAGACACGGCAGACCUGGCUGCUGCUGCACAUGUACGACAGCCACGAGGUCCCAGAGGAGGACUUCCCCUCCAUGCUGGCCUACCUGGAGGGGCUGCAGGGCCAGGCCCGCAAGGUGACCGUGCAGAAGGCCGAAUCCCUGAUGUGGGAGCUGGACCAUGUAGGUGCCGACUACCCGGGCUCGCCCCUGCUGGAGAAGAUUCGGCGUGUCCGGCAGGUGCUGCAGCUGCUCUCCUAGGGGCUGUGGCCGAGAGGGCCCCUGCCAGCCUGGGGGGCCCCACUGCAGACCACCUCCUGCUGGUGGGGACGGCAGGGUCACCAGCAGGCCUGAGGCUUCCGGGUGUGGGGCCCCUUCCUCUUGGCCCCGGACCCCUGGAAGGACCUCCUGCUGCGGCCCCUCUUGCCAGAGCUGCCGACAGGCGGCCACAGGCUCUGACCCCUCACGGCGCAUGCGCCCCAAGCAGCGGCCUGGGGCCCCGGGAAGGAGCUUGCGGGGGAACGCCUGGUUCCUCCCCGAGGUCUCAGCAGCUGGCGCCUGCUCCCCACCAGCCGUGGGCCGUCCACGCGGGGCCGCGUUGGGCCCAGAGCGCAGAACUGUGGCCGGGGGACGUUGUGAAGGGCAGCGCUGCCCUGGCCGGCGGCUCCGUCGGUCGGAGCGUUGCCCUGACACACCAGGUCUCGGGUUCGACACAGACGAGAACCAGACGCUGAGUGAGCGUCCCCCCUUCUCUCCCUAAAAUCAAUAAAGGCAACUUCUUAGA
Messenger RNA from Phyllostomus hastatus (greater spear-nosed bat), 1750 nucleotides. RefSeq names its product chromosome unknown C7orf50 homolog (gene CHLSN). The transcript is spliced from 6 exons. The coding region runs from base 1 to 1227 and encodes 408 amino acids. Lineage: Eukaryota; Metazoa; Chordata; Mammalia; Chiroptera; Phyllostomidae. The record is from RefSeq and is a predicted model, not a curated record.